CAGCAUGGAAAAAUCUAAGAGAUUGCUUUAUGAGGGAAUAUAAAAAAUAUAGCCAGGGAUUCAGUAUACCAAUUUGAAAAAAACAAAUCCUGUUAUAUCUAAAAUUGAUGAACCAAAUAUUGCUAGAGCAAUGUAUGAGCAAAUGAGUGGUAAUGAAAAUUAUCAUUAUGAAGAUGCCAUUGAAAUUAUCUGCAUAGAGACAACAUCAUCAUCAACUAGUAUAGGAACAAAUUUAUCUUGCAAAAAAUUAAUUAAAAAGAGGGAUAUUGAUCAAGAUCUAUUUGAGCAAAUACUUGAAAUAGAAAAAACGAAAGGAAGAUUAUCUACAAAUUCUUGGAUCAAUGUCAUGCAUGGGCAAACCCUUGCAAAAAGACGAGAAAGGGGAAAGAAAAAGCUUAUUGAAAUUAUUUUUGAUAUACUCUUCAAUUUUGACAGUGAUCAAGAAUAA
This is a messenger RNA of Gordionus sp. m RMFG-2023, 448 nucleotides long. RefSeq lists its product as uncharacterized. Bases 131 to 448 code for a protein of 105 amino acids. The record is from RefSeq and is a predicted model, not a curated record. The transcript is spliced from 4 exons. NCBI's taxonomy places the organism in Eukaryota, Metazoa, Nematomorpha, Gordioida, Chordodea, Parachordodidae.